AUGCCCAACCGACUUGUUGAACAGGCCCAGGAGGUCGCGAAAGAGGACAUCGACAAAUACAAGGCCCUUCUGAACGAUGCUGCCAAAAGCCGGUCUUACUUGUAUCCCAUCAAGGGGAUUUUCUACUUCAUGUCCCAUCGCGAGCUGUGGAAGCCCCUGGCUUCGAAGCUGGUACCUUACCUCGGGCUCUAUGCUUCAGUCAUUGGACCCAUGUUCUUCUUCACAUAUCUCCCUCAGUUGGCCAUCAUGGUCUUCGUGAACGGGCCUCUCGCUGUGCUCACAACUAUCCUUCUUGUCCUCAACGAAAGCGCAGCCGUUGUCUCGAUCCUCUCGAAAAGCUUGCUGCUCCAGGACGCGCUUCUGGACACAUUCGACGGUACACUGAUCGCGAAAAAUAAGACAGAGAUCGUUGCAAGUGGCAGAGAGGUCAACUCUCGGGGAGACGCUAUUCAGAAACUGGGCAAGGCACUGAAGAAACCAUUCAGCAAAUUCAGCGUUAAGGAGCUGGUUCGAUACUUCAUGUACUUGCCUCUCAACUUUAUUCCGGUUGUUGGAACAGUGGCCUUCAUCAUUAUCCGCGGCCGGGCUCGUGGCAACUCUGUUCAUGAUCGGUACUUCCAACUCAAGGGAUGGUCUGCAUCCAGAAAGUCUGAGUGGCUCUCAAAGCAUAAGGGCCCCUACACUGGUUUCGGAACUGCUGCCACCCUUCUCGAGAUGGUUCCGGUGGCGUCCAUCGUCUUCUCGUUCACCAACACAGUUGGCGCUGCUCUCUGGGCCGCUGAUAUCGAGGGCAAGGAUACCGAGAUGACCAAGGCCACAGCCCCCGAACUCCGGGAGGCGGCCAAGAAAGUGGAGUGAGAUCUGGACUCGUGCAAAGGGCCGAGAUUACCUGAUCGACCAGGGCCCGGUCACACAGUCCCAACGGUGUUCCUUUCAGCAUGAUACAGAGAAACCCAUGUGAAGGUGAGGGCGGCAUUUAGGGGAGCAGCAUCGAUAGACGGUGGAGCACGACAUUUUGACAGCGCAGCAUGCCGUGCCACCCUUUCGACGCUCGGAAAUGGCGAAGGUUUAUCGGCGCUGGAAGUUCCAACAUUGUUUCAUAGUAUCCAAGCUUGCGUGGGAUUUCUUCUCACAGGGUUGAGGUGGUCAAGGAGCUCAAGGGCAUGGAUUUGAUGGUUCUUAAUUCGUCUUAGUUUGCAUUACGGAAGGCGUUCUCCGGCGUUUUGCCUGCAGGUUUUCAAAGAAGGAUGCUCUGUCUUUUAAUGGAACGUUGUUUUGCAC
Molecule: messenger RNA, 1281 nt
Organism: Podospora bellae-mahoneyi
Lineage: Eukaryota; Fungi; Ascomycota; Sordariomycetes; Sordariales; Podosporaceae
Exons: 4
Coding region: 1-858 (285 amino acids)
Cellular component (GO): ascospore wall; prospore membrane; lipid droplet
Source: RefSeq, a predicted model, not a curated record